Messenger RNA from Anoplopoma fimbria (sablefish), 1212 nucleotides. RefSeq names its product acidic mammalian chitinase-like. The record is from RefSeq and is a predicted model, not a curated record. Gene Ontology annotation, cellular component: extracellular region. Lineage: Eukaryota; Metazoa; Chordata; Actinopteri; Perciformes; Anoplopomatidae. Gene Ontology annotation, molecular function: chitin binding; chitinase activity. The transcript has 13 exons. Bases 1 to 1212 code for a protein of 403 amino acids. Gene Ontology annotation, biological process: carbohydrate metabolic process; chitin catabolic process.
AUGGAAUUCUUGAAGAAACAGACUAUAUCAUACACUCAAAUUUAUAUCAAAACAUCGUUUUAUAAACUGUAUACUGCAUUGGGUCUCCAGCUCUUCAUUCAUAUUGCAACCACAGCCAAACUGGUAUGUUAUUUUACCAACUGGUCGCGAUACAGAACUGGUGUGGGGAAAUUCCUGCCAGAGAACAUAGACCCCUUCCUCUGCACCCAUCUGGUUUAUGCCUUCGCCAUCAUCAACCAUGCUAAUGAGAUCACUGAGUAUGAGUGGAAUGAAGAAAGCCUCUAUAAAUCAUUCACCGAGCUCAAGAACAGAAACCCCAGGCUGAAGACUUUACUGUCAUGGGCUUUCAGAACACUUCAGUUCUCCAUCGUGGUGUCUUCUGCAGCCAACCGUCACACUUUCAUCCAGUCUUCUAUCAGAUUCCUGAGGACUCAUGGAUUUGAUGGUCUGGAUCUGGACUGGGAGUACCUUGGAGCUGGUGGAAGUCCUCCAGAGGACAAGCAAAGGUUCACUCGGCUCUGUAAGGAGAUUUGGGAGGCCUAUGAAGCUGAGCGUAAAGGAGUCAGCAACACACAACUGAUGCUCUCUGCAGCCGUGGCAGCACAGGAAGAUGUUAAUGAUACAAGAUAUGAUCUCUCUGAGAUGUCGAAGUACCUGGACUUCAUCAGUGUUAAGACCUUCAACCUCCAGGGUCAAGAUGGAGUGACAGCCCACCACAGUCCACUCUACUCUGAGAACAAUGCUAACAUAGACUCUGUCAUGCAGUCCUUGAUGAGGCGAGGAGCCCCAGCAGGGAAGUUGUUGCUGGGUUUUCCCACUCACGCUCGUUCCUUCACACUCUCCACCACAGCAACCGGCCUGGGAGCCCCAGCCAGCGGCCCCGCCACUUCGGGGCCCUACACCCAGCAGAUCGGUCUGUGGUCUUACUAUGAGACCUGCUCCUUCUUGAAAGGCACCUCAGUCCAGUGGAACGAUGGUCAGAAAGUUCCCUACGCUGUUAAAGGCAACCUGUGGGUCGGCUUUGACAACCAGAGGAGCUAUAAGGCAAAGGUGGACUAUCUGCAGAGAAAGCAGCUGGGAGGAGCUGCUGUGUGGACUUUGGAUAUGGAUGACUUUAAUGGACAGUUCUGUGAACAGGGCAAAUAUCCACUGACAGCAGUUCUAAAACGUAAACUCAGUGAAGCAACGGCUGAGCUGGUGGCUAGAAGCUAA